CAGUGCGUAAGAGAGUUGAAAGGAGGAGGAUGUGCGUGGAGGUUCCACAGAAGAGCCCCGACGCUGGCGGGUCGGGUCAGCUACGACUUUAUCAAACUUGGAAAGGAAGUAACGUUUUUCUUUUUCGCGGGAGAUUGAUUUUUGGGCCAGAUGUGAGAUCAGUUCUUUGGACUGUGAUCCUUAUAGUUGCUCCUGUUCCAUGUUUCUGUGUCUUCAUUGCACGGAAAUUAAUGGAUGAAUAUUCGAAAAAUAUUGGCAUUUCAGUUAUGGUUGUCGCUGUUCUGUUUACAAUUUGGGUAUUAGUCCUCCUACUCCUUACUGCUGGAACAGAUCCUGGUAUAGUACCUCGCAAUGCACACCCUCCACUGCCAGAGGGUUUUGAUGGGAGCAGUGAGUUUGGGACUGGUCGUGCACCACCAUUCCAUUUGCCACGCACAAGGAACGUAGUUCUUAAUGAUAUACCUGUGAAAGUCAAAUCUUGUGAUACUUGCAUGCUUUACAGGCCUCUACGAACCUCACACUGUUCAAUAUGCGACAAUUGUAUUGAGCGAUGUGAUCACCAUUGCCCUUAUUUUGGACAAUGUAUUGGAUUGCGGAACUACAAGUUCUACUUCAUGUUUUUGUGCUCAGCAACUUUGCUUCAUCUCUGUGUCUUUAGUUUUUGCUGGGUCUUUGUUGUAAGGAUCAGUAAUAGGGAGACGGCAUCCAUUAGAAAAGCAAUGGCCAAGUAUCCAGCCUCUAUUGCUCUAAUAAUAUACACGAUUAUACUAUCUGUGAUGGCUGGUGCCCUGACAGGCUACCAUCUCUAUCUCAUCAGCAAAAACAUGUCUACCAUCGAUCAUCAUAAGCAUCGUUAUCCUUCUCAGAAUUCCAACCCCUUUAACAAAGGGGUUACUGGAAACUUCAUGGAGGUCUUCUUCACCAGUAUUCCCCCAUCAAAGAACAAUUUUAGGGCAAAGGUGCAGAUAGAACCAGAGAUUCAAAUUCGAGUGGUAGGUUCUAGUUCAUCUGGUUCAAAUAUGGAGGAACUCACAGGGGACCUAGAAGCCGGGCUGAAGCUGGUUUCGGAGGACUCUGGAACUGGUCUGCAUGAAAUUGAAGUGGACAUCAGCACCAAUGAUAGAGUGAACAAGCACGAUGAGUGUGAUGAGGAGUCCCCUGACCUAAACAGAAUACAAAGCUUGCCUGAUGUUGAUGCCAUGGCAUCUGAAGCUGGGCAUUUCAACCGAGAAAGUACUGGUGACAAUGGCAGCUGCUUGAGCUCUGCAAUGAAGAAUGUGCAAUGAUGGUCGAGUUUGAUGCUUAGCAAAGUCACUUAUUAGAAAAAACUGAUAAAGAAUAUGCAGGUAAGACCAAACAUACGUGGUAAAGUUCAGUGCAGAAAAAUUGAGGCCUUUUAAGUUAUACUGUAUAUUAUCAAAGAGUAAUCUUGCGAGUUAUGGUCCCUAAAACAAUGGAAUUUCUAGAAGAACCUUUAUGUCUGUAGUAGUGUGAAUGCUUGCAGAAAUGUUGCUCGUAAUAUCUUGAAGAACCUAUAUCGCAUUUGCCGCUUGGUAUUGUGAUUUCAAAUUGAUACAAAGUUUCGGCUUUUGGCUCAAUAGCAGGCUAUCAGCGAAAGGUAUAGAG
Daucus carota subsp. sativus is the source of this 1626-nucleotide messenger RNA. RefSeq names its product probable protein S-acyltransferase 7. Lineage: Eukaryota; Viridiplantae; Streptophyta; Magnoliopsida; Apiales; Apiaceae. The coding region runs from base 30 to 1286 and encodes 418 amino acids. Gene Ontology annotation, molecular function: protein-cysteine S-palmitoyltransferase activity. Gene Ontology annotation, cellular component: Golgi apparatus; endoplasmic reticulum. Gene Ontology annotation, biological process: protein targeting to membrane; peptidyl-L-cysteine S-palmitoylation. The transcript is spliced from 5 exons. The record is from RefSeq and is a predicted model, not a curated record.